AUGGACCGGUGCAAGCAUGUGGGGCGGCUGCGGCUGGCCCCGGACCACUCCAUCCUCAACCCCCAGAAGUGGCACUGCGUGGACUGCAACACCACCGAGUCCGUCUGGGCCUGCCUGGGCUGCGCGCACGUGGCCUGCGGCCGCUACAUCGAGGAGCACGCCCUGCAGCACUUCCAGCAGCAGCGCCACCCGCUGGCCAUGGAGGUCAACGAGCUCUACGUCUUCUGCUACCUGUGCGACGACUACGUCCUGAACGACAACACCACCGGAGACCUCAAGCUGCUGCGCAGCACGCUCAGCGCCAUCCAGAGCCAGCGCUAUGAAGUGACCACCCGCAGCGGGCGCACCCUCCGCUCGGCCAGCGCCGCGCCGGACGCCCUCCUCCCGUGCGGCGCCAGCGAGCUGCAGCUGAGAGACGAGGACCGAAUGUUUACCGCCCUGUGGCACCGCCGCCGGGCCCUCAUGGGCCGCGUCUUCCGCCUCUGGUUCGGCCUGACCGAGUGCGGGAGGCGGAGGGAGGAGGAGGAGAGGAGGCGGGAGGAGGAGGAGGAGCAGAAGAGGGAGGCCAGGGAGAGGAGGCGCGCGCUGAAGAGGCAGCUACAGGAGGAGCUGGAGAACGCUCCCCUCAGGAAAAGCCGCCGCCUGCGCCGGAAGAGCCAGCGGGUGGCGGAGGCGGCGGCGGUGGCGGCGCCCGCCUCCCGACGGCCGCGCCGGCAGACCAAAACCCACGCGGCCCCCUCCCCGACCCGCCGCUCACGGACUCGAAGCCCUGCCGCCGCAGCCCCAAAGAAAGCCAAACAGACAAAAAAGCCCCCGCCGGCCUCCACGCCGCGCGGCCGCUCCGCCACUGCCAAGCCCCGGCCCAAAAGGCCCCCGGCGCCGCCCCGCCCCGCCCAGACCCCCCCGCGCCGCCGGCAGUGCGCCAAACAGGGCGGCUCCCCCUUCAAGCGGCGCCCCACGGUGACCCCCGGCGUGACCGGGCUGAGGAACCUGGGCAACACCUGCUACAUGAACUCCAUCCUGCAGGUGCUGAGCCACCUGCACGUCUUCAGGGAGUGCUUCCUGCGCCUGGACCUCACCCAGGCCCUGGAGCUGCUGGCCUCCGCCGUCCACGGCCAGCUGGCCGCCAAGGUCCCGCCGCCGUCCCCGCUGGCCCCGCGGAAGGGCCCGCAGGCCGGCUGGGGCCCCGGCGCCGGCCUGAGCGGCGGGGCCUCGCGGGCCCGCAGCAUGGAGCUGAUCCAGCCCAAGGAGCCCAGCUCCAAGCACAUCUCGCUGUGCCACGAGCUGCACACGCUCUUCCAGGUCAUGUGGUCGGGCAAGUGGGCGCUGGUCUCGCCCUUCGCCAUGCUGCACUCGGUGUGGCAGCUCAUCCCGGCGUUCCGGGGCUACGCCCAGCAGGACGCGCAGGAGUUCCUGUGCGAGCUGCUGGACAAGGUGCAGCGCGAGCUGGAGAGCACGGGCAAGCACCCCACCGGCGCCGGCGUCCCCCAGAAGAGGCUCAUCAAGCAGGUGCUCAGCGUGGUCAACACCAUCUUUCACGGCCAGCUUCUCAGCCAGGUGACGUGCCUGGCGUGCGACCACCGCUCCAACACGGUGGAGCCCUUCUGGGACCUGUCCCUGGAGUUCCCCGAGCGUUACCACAGCAACAGCAGGGAGUCGGCGGCCCAGGGCUCGUGCCACCUGACCGAGAUGCUGGCCAAGUUCACCGAGACCGAGGCGCUGGAGGGCAGCAUCUACGCCUGCGACCACUGCAACGCUGCCAGACGCCGGACCUCGUCCAAACCCAUCAUCCUGACCGAAGCACAGAAACAGCUGAUGGUCCAUAAACUGCCUCAGGUCCUCAGGCUUCACCUCAAACGUUUCAGGUGGUCCGGGCGGAACCACCGGGAGAAGAUCGGCGUCCACGUCAGCUUCGACCAGCUCCUGAACAUGGAGCCCUACUGCUGCAGGGAGCCGCUGGCCAGAGGCAGCCCCGGCUCCCCGCCGGCCGCGCUGGGCCCGCCGGCCUCGCCGGGCUCGCCGCGGCCAAAGCACUUCCUGUACGAGCUGUCGGCCGUGGUCAUGCACCACGGGAAGGGCUUCGGCUCGGGCCACUACACCGCCUACUGCUACAACACAGAAGGAGGCUUCUGGGUUCACUGCAACGACUCCAAGCUGAACGUGUGCUCAGUGGACGAGGUCUGCCGGGCACAGGCCUACAUCCUCUUCUACACACAGCGAGCGACUCAGGACAAAGACCGGCCACUAUAG
Messenger RNA from Menidia menidia (Atlantic silverside), 2250 nucleotides. NCBI's taxonomy places the organism in Eukaryota, Metazoa, Chordata, Actinopteri, Atheriniformes, Atherinopsidae. The record is from the annotation of a GenBank genome assembly.